AUGGGAUUCCAAUCGAAUGGCUCUGCAGCAGCAGAGAAGCCGCUCAAGUUCCUGAUCUACGGGCGCACGGGGUGGAUCGGGGGCCUGCUCGGGCGGCUCUGCGAGGCGAAGGGCCUAGAUUACUCCUACGCCGCCGGCCGCCUCGAGGACAGGACGCAGAUCGAAGCGGACAUCGCGGCGGCGCAGCCAACGCACGUCUUCAACGCCGCCGGAGUGACCGGCCGCCCCAACGUCGACUGGUGCGAGACGCACAAGGUGGAGACCAUACGCACCAACGUCGUCGGAACGCUCACUCUGGUUGACGUCUGCCGGGAGAAGGGGAUCCUCGUGGUGAACUACGCCACCGGCUGCAUCUUCGAGUACGACGAUGGCCACUUGCUCGGAUCCGGGGUUGGCUACAAGGAGGAGGACACUCCCAACUUCGUCGGCUCCUUCUACUCCAAGACGAAGGCCAUGGUACCGCACUUUCCAUUUUCCCGUGUCCUCUAGAUUUGACAGUGAUUUCCACCGUCGAUGCUUCAUUUUUGUCGAAAAUUUGGAACUGAAGAUGUUUUUUUCUGUCUUGUUCAAUUUGACGGUUCGUUGUCUGUUUUGUUUCCAGUAUUGGUAUCUGAAUUAUUGACCUAAUCACGCUCUCUUAGUUUAUUAUGUUCUGCCUUUUCGUCCGCGGCUUCAUUUUGAGAAGGCAAAGGUAUUUGGUGCUGGACUCAUAGUUCAUAUGGGGUUUUCGUCUUUCCCGUCCUUUUUCCAGUAUUUGGUGCUUGACUCGUAGUUCACGAAAUAGACGGGAAAUAUUUCGUGAAAGCCUUGAAGAAGAAGAUUAAAAGAAGACGAGACUAUAGUUCACGCUGGAAUUCUCAUAGUUUUCUUGAGCUAUGGGCUUUAUCUGUUUGAUCGCACUUCAUUUCCGUUUUAAGUUUUCAUACUUGACUCGGGCCCUAUCUGCAUUGUAGCAUCCAUUUUUAGGCUUCAGCAACGUUGAUUUGGCUAGUGACUACGACGCCUGUUUACAUAAUUGUGCUUGAAUUCGCUUAGUGUUUGAAGAAAAACAAAAGGGAGUGUUCCGAGGGAAAUAAUUGUUGCGGGUAUAUGCAUCAGAUAUCUCUCGUCGUAUUUUUCCAGUGAGUUCUAGUUCAGACUUAACCUAUUGUGAGUGUGAUUCUCUGAAAUCUGGACUAAUUUUUUCUUGUUUCUUGUAUGGUUGUUUCAAUGCUUUUGACAUCAAUACCUUCUGCACUGUGAUUGGUUAGAAUCCAUUGAGAGAGUGGCAGAUCAAGAACAUAUUUUAUUCGCAUAACUACAGACCUCAAUUGCCUAUCAUAGGCCUUUGGGUCACUUUAGUUUUUUAGGUAUUCCUUUCAUUCCUCCCAUAUAGAAACCCAGAUGGUUGCUUCUACGUGAAGAUAUGGUCUGAUGAUUCAUUCUGUGUGGGAUAGCAAGCGGGUGGGAUUUUGCUGGUAGAUGGCCUGAGACAUGCAUGCAACAGCACUCUUAUGGAUUAGAAAUAUAAAAAAGCUUGAUCUAAAUGAUACCUGUGCAUUGAAUCAGGCUGCUUUGGAUAGAACUUAGUUGACUCAUGAGUCAAAUAUGUCAGAUUGAGGCACGCAUAACUUUGGUGAAAACAAAUCAUGAACUCCUGAAGAGAGGGAGGUUAACAGCGUGUGACUGAAUCACUGAACCAAACAUUUUUUUUAUGACUAACUAUUGCAAAUUGUUUGAUGUUUUCAAUGUUUGGGCUGGAACUGUCUGCCAGAACAAGAAAAAUUUUCUUCUGAUUUGAUCAUAUGAUCAACAAAAACUUUCAUGGCUGUAGUAAAAGUGGCUGAUUGUAGUCAAAACUGUAUAGAACUGUCAACCAAAACAUAAAAAAAAAAACUCUUUUUGGCAUGAUCAUGUGGUACUGGAAGCUAGGAAUUCUGAUUCCCUGGUUGGUCCACUUUGGAUCUUGUUCAAGAAUGGCUGAUCUUCAGCUAGCAUCUUCAGUGAUGAAGGUUGUUGUUCUUUACCCAUUAAAUAAUCAUGUGAGAAAUCAUCAUGCAUUGAGGCCAUGAUCGGGAGAAAGCAGUACUUUUGUGCGCAAAAUACUGGUUUUUUUAAGACAUAUAGAGAAUCUAGAGCACACCCAGGAUCAGUACUCUUUCCUUUUAAUAGUACUGUAAGAAAUCAUCAAGAAUCAGACCCAGCUACCGGAAUUCAAUCGGAAAAGUGUAAGAACUCUAUGGUAACACGAGCAUGUCUAAUUAUUUACCAGUGAUCCUGGGGGAGUAAUGCUUGUUUCUGAGGGUGGACCUCGGUCGGAUGAAUAAUCUCUGCACCCCUGGUGCCUGUAGGUGGAGGAGCUGCUCAAGAGCUACGAAAACGUCUGCACCCUCCGGGUGAGGAUGCCGAUCUCCUCGGACCUCUCCAACCCCCGCAACUUCAUCACGAAGAUCACCCGCUACAACAAGGUGGUCAACAUCCCCAACUCCAUGACCAUCCUGGACGAGCUCCUCCCCAUCUCCAUCGAGAUGGCCAGGAGGAACCUCACCGGAGUCUGGAACUUCACCAACCCUGGAGUGGUCAGCCACAACGAGAUACUGGAGAUGUACAGGGACUACGUUGACUCCACGUUCACCUGGAAGAACUUCACCCUCGAGGAGCAAGCCACCGUCAUCGUUGCCCCCCGCAGCAACAACGAGCUUGACGCCUCCAAGCUCAAGACCGAGUUCCCCGAGCUCCUACCCAUCAAGGAGUCCCUCAUCCGCUACGUCUUCGAGCCCAACAAGAAGAAGGGCCCUGCCGCCUGA
This is a messenger RNA of Spirodela intermedia, 2786 nucleotides long. The record is from the annotation of a GenBank genome assembly. Lineage: Eukaryota; Viridiplantae; Streptophyta; Magnoliopsida; Alismatales; Araceae.